Molecule: messenger RNA, 6435 nt
Organism: Hyposmocoma kahamanoa
Lineage: Eukaryota; Metazoa; Arthropoda; Insecta; Lepidoptera; Cosmopterigidae
Product: muscle calcium channel subunit alpha-1-like
Exons: 47
Coding region: 558-6176 (1872 amino acids)
Biological process (GO): calcium ion import across plasma membrane
Cellular component (GO): voltage-gated calcium channel complex; membrane
Molecular function (GO): high voltage-gated calcium channel activity
Source: RefSeq, a predicted model, not a curated record
CGACCGCCCCGCGCUGCCCGACCCAGCGAUGAAAAAAUAAAAAACAGAUAAAAAAAAUAAAGGCGUGUACCAAAUUUCAAAAACUUGCGUAAAAAAAACAUGGCGUGCAUCCCCUAACGUAUUGUAACAAAACAUUUUCUCCAUAAACAUGAAACGUCCUCAAUACGAAGGAACUUAAUUAUUAUAAUAGUGUUGUAGCAUAAUUGUGUAUUGUGAAUGUGAAGUGUUGUGUACAUAAUUGAUUUUAUUAAGCCUACUCAUUAUACCUUUAGGGACCAAAAUUCCUCAAGAGAAAAAAAUCCGAUCAACGUAUACAAUAAACCAAACGUCUACCUACAUUUUUUUAGUCCUGUCUCAAUUUACCUGUACAGUAUAGUUAGCUUUUAAAUUUCUACUCCCUAAUGUUUCAAUGGUAUGUAAAUAAAGUGUAAAAAUAGUGUAAAAAAAGUGAGAAAUGAGAAUUGACUCGGUUUUGGUGCUAAAAAGUGAUAGCGCAUGGAAUUGAAUGCCGUAGAUUCGUGUCUUCGGCUAAGCAGAGAUAUUACAACCAGAUCAAGAUGAGCACAGAAAUACCCGAGCCGACCCCCGCCCUCCCUCCAGCCACCGCUGACACCACCACCGAAGCUCCCACCGGGGCUGCCCCCAACGAUGGCACGGGCCCUCUCAUCCCGGUACCCGCAGCCCCGAAAAAGCCACCCCGGCGGGGCCCAAAAGUGCAGCAGGAGAGACCGAAACGAGCCAUCUUUUGUUUAACCAUGAAGAACCCAUUAAGAAAGAUCUGCAUUAACAUUGUGGAGUGGAAACCGUUCGAGUGGAUGAUCCUUACAACAAUAUUCGCGAACUGCGUGGCCCUAGCCGUAUACACGCCUUUCCCUUACAGCGAUUCAAACUACACCAACUGGGUUCUUGAGAAGAUUGAGUACAUCUUCCUAGUGAUCUUCACUGGCGAAUGCGUGAUGAAGAUCAUCGCAUACGGAUUCGCGAUGCACGCAGGCUCCUACCUGCGCAACGGCUGGAAUCUACUCGAUUUUACAAUAGUUGUUAUAGGUAUGGUGAGCACAGUACUGUCGAGCAUAUUCAAAGACGCGUUCGAUGUGAAGGCCCUGCGAGCGUUUAGGGUGCUCCGGCCGUUGAGACUCGUAUCUGGGGUGCCAAGUCUACAAAUCGUGCUAAACUCCAUCCUAAAGGCCAUGAUUCCACUACUCCACAUCGCGUUGCUGGUCAUUUUCGUCAUCAUCAUCUACGCUAUCAUCGGACUGGAACUCUUCUCCGGAAAGAUGCAUAAGACUUGUUAUAAUAUGCGUACAGGCGAAAUGAUGGACACUCCACAUCCGUGCGACGACAACGGUUUCAACUGCUCAACUCUCUCAAAUGACACGAAAUGGGAAUGCAGGAAUGACUGGGACGGUCCCAACUUCGGCAUUACCAAUUUUGAUAAUUUUGGUCUCUCCAUGCUGACAGUCUUCCAAUGCAUCACUUUGGAGGGGUGGACUGAUGUUAUGUAUAAUAUUCAAGAUGCAAUGGGCAAUAGCUGGGAAUGGAUAUACUUCGUAUCUAUGGUGAUUUUGGGUGCAUUUUUCGUUAUGAACCUGAUUCUCGGUGUGUUAUCCGGAGAGUUCUCCAAAGAAAGAGAAAAAGCGAAAAAUCGAGGUGACUUCCAGAAGUUAAGAGAAAAACAACAGCUAGAAGAAGAUCUAAAAGGAUACCUCGACUGGAUAACUCAGGCAGAGUACUUGGAGCCCUUGGCGGAUCAAAUAGAUGCUAACGACCAGAAAAGAGAUUAUAUGAUAGGUCAAACUCCAAUAGAGCACGAUUCGACGGACCAUUUAGGAAUAGAAAGCAACGAGCAGCAAAAGAUAUCCGCCUUCAAAUCUUGGAAAAGAGAUUUUGAUAAAGUAAACCGUCGGAUGAAGCGGGCAUGCAGACGAGCGGUGAAGUCGCAGACGUUCUACUGGCUCAUCAUCGUCCUCGUGUUCCUCAACACAGUCGUGCUAGCCAGCGAACAUCACAGGCAACCCAGAUGGUUAGAUAGUUUUCAAGAAUACGGAAACGCGUUUUUCGUCGCGUUAUUUACAUUAGAAAUGUUAGUUAAAAUGUACAGUUUAGGUCUACAAGGUUACUUCGUGUCUCUGUUCAACCGUUUCGACUGCUUCGUGGUGAUAGGAUCGAUCAGCGAAAUGGUGCUGACCAAGACUGGUGUGAUGCCGCCCUUAGGCAUCUCGGUGUUGCGUUGCGUCAGGCUUCUUAGAGUGUUCAAAGUUACCAAGUACUGGCGGUCCCUAUCAAACCUCGUAGCGUCUCUCCUCAACUCCAUUCAAUCGAUCGCCUCCCUGCUGUUGCUGUUGUUCCUUUUCAUCAUGAUCUUCGCGCUGCUAGGCAUGCAGGUCUUCGGAGGGAAGUUCAACUACGACCCUGUUGAGGACAAGGAUCGGCACAACUUUGAUUGCUUUUGGCAGGCGUUAUUGACUGUCUUCCAGAUUCUGACUGGCGAGGAUUGGAAUGCUGUGAUGUAUGAGGGCAUCAAAGCUUACGGGGGCGUCGGUUCCGUCGGCAUCAUUGCCUGUGUCUAUUUCAUCAUUCUUUUUAUUUGCGGCAACUACAUCUUGCUGAACGUCUUCUUGGCUAUCGCUGUAGACAACUUGGCGGACGCAGAAUCUUUGACAAACAUCGAAAAGGAAGAAGGGGGCGGUGAAGAGAAAGAAGCGGGCAGUGUGGUAGAACAAGAAGGUGUGCAUGCGGACACUGAUGACGAAUACAUACACGAUGACGAUGCCUACACUACUGAUAAUUCUGAAAGGGAAUAUGAAGAAACUGGGUCGGAAGGCGAACAUAACGAGGAAAUAGAGGGUGAAGAAUUGGGUGAAGGCGGUGAUGAGGACGGCGGUGAGAGAAUUGAAGAAGAACAGGAUAGAGAAGAGGAUAGAGAUAUGAUGGAGACUCAUCAAAGGAAUCAUAUUGAUGGCGGCCAAUCAGAAGAGGAGGGAACGCUAGUAACCGCCAGACCACGGCGAGUUUCAGAACUGAAUAUGCCAAAUCAGACGCCGCCCAUUCCAAACGCUAGUAGUUUCUUCAUUUUCUCACCGACAAACAGGUUUCGUGUGUUCUGCUACAAGGUGUCAGCAUCGUCGACCUUUGGUAACAUCAUUCUGGUCUGCAUCAUGUUGUCUUCAGCCAUGUUGGCGGCUGAGGACCCUCUAGAUGCUGCGCAGAAAGGAUCUAGAAAUUGGUUGCUCAGCCAAUUCGACGUGUUCUUCACGGCGAUCUUCACACUGGAGCUGUUCCUCAAGCUGGUGACGUAUGGCCUGAUCUUUCACGAGGGUGCCUUCCUCCGCUCUGCCUUCAACGUGCUCGAUAUGCUCGUCGUCUGCGUGUCGCUCGUUUCUAUAGGUUUUAAGCUGAUUGGUAUGAGUUCCGGUAGUAUAUCGGUGGUGAAGAUUUUGAGAGUGUUCAGGGUGCUGAGGCCUCUAAGAGCCAUUAACAGGGCCAAAGGCCUGAAGCACGUUGUACAAUGCGUGAUCGUUGCAAUAAAAACGAUCGGCAACAUUUUGUUGGUCACAUCAUUACUACAGUUUAUGUUCGCGGUCAUGGGCGUUCAAAUGUUCAAGGGUAAAUUUUAUAAAUGUACAGAUGUUUCGAAAAUGACGCUGGAAGACUGUCAGGGAACGUACUUGUCAUUUGAAAACGACAAGUACGUGGUGAAAGAGCGCCAUUGGGAGCGGAACAGCUUUCAUUUCGAUGAUGUCAUGAAAGGAAUGCUCACCCUCUUCACCGUUUCCACGUUUGAGGGGUGGCCCAAUCUGUUGUACGUGUCCAUAGACUCGAACGCGGAGGAUCGCGGUCCCAUUACUAACUUCCGUCCAAUUGUUGCAGCCUACUAUAUUAUUUAUAUUAUCAUUAUUGCCUUCUUUAUGGUAAAUAUAUUCGUCGGUUUCGUCAUAGUGACAUUCCAAAACGAAGGAGAGCAGGAGUACAAGAAUUGUGAACUGGACAAGAACCAGAGAAACUGUAUCGAGUUUGCUCUGAAAGCUAAGCCUGUUAGACGAUACAUCCCAAAACAUCGCAUACAAUACAAAGUGUGGUGGUUCGUAACAUCGCAGCCGUUCGAGUACUCUAUCUUCGUUCUCAUCAUGAUUAAUACCAUAACUCUCGCCAUGAAGUAUCACAACCAACCUGAAGCGUACAGCGAGGUGCUUGACGCGCUGAACAUGAUAUUCACUGCCAUAUUUGCUUUAGAAUUUAUUUUCAAACUGGCUGCCUUUAGAUUUAAGAACUACUUCGGCGAUGCGUGGAACACGUUCGACUUCAUCAUAGUGCUGGGCAGCAUCAUCGACAUCGUCGUCUCACAAAUUAAAACAAAACAAUCUGUAUUAUUGUCCACAGGCGGUAGAUCUGUAAUCAUGUAUUACCCUCAGCAGGAAAGCUCGCUGCCAUCAAUUAACUUCUUCCGCCUUUUCCGAGUGAUGAGAUUAGUCAAGCUACUCUCCAAAGGUGAAGGCAUCAGGACACUGCUUUGGACUUUCAUCAAGUCCUUCCAGGCGCUGCCCUAUGUCGCCAUGCUGAUUCUUAUGCUGUUCUUCAUUUAUGCCAUUGUUGGGAUGCAGACUUUUGGUAAAAUAGCAAUUGACGAUAGCACGGCUAUCAGCAGAAACAACCAUUUCCAAACAUUUCCGCAAGCCAUUUUGGUGUUGUUCCGGUCUGCUACUGGAGAAGCGUGGCAAGAUAUUAUGAUGGCCGUGUCGCCAAGCAAAGACGUGAAGUGUGAUAGAUUCUACCUCCCCGAGUCUCCUGAGGAGGCCAACGCAGAGACCUGCGGCAGUGUCCUGGCGUUUCCUUAUUUCAUAUCUUUUUAUGUACUUUGUUCGUUUUUGAUCAUCAAUUUAUUCGUCGCUGUCAUCAUGGAUAAUUUCGACUAUUUAACUAGAGACUGGUCAAUUUUGGGACCACAUCACUUAGAUGAAUUUAUAAGAUUAUGGAGUGAAUACGAUCCUGACGCAAAAGGAAGAAUAAAACAUUUAGAUGUAGUUACGUUGUUAAGAAAAAUUAGUCCACCAUUGGGCUUCGGUAAGUUAUGUCCGCAUCGAGUGGCAUGCAAGAGACUUGUGUCAAUGAACAUGCCACUUAAUUCUGAUGGAACUGUGCUGUUCAAUGCGACGCUCUUCGCCGUUGUCCGGACGUCCCUCAAGAUCAAAACUGAAGGUAAUAUCGAUGACUGUAACACAGAGCUAAGGGCAGUCAUCAAAAAGAUCUGGAAGCGAACAUCUCCCAAACUACUUGACCAGGUGGUACCACCUCCUGGAGAUCCUAAUGAGAUCACCGUUGGCAAGUUCUACGCCACUUUCCUGAUACAGGAUUAUUUUAGGAGGUUCAAAAAGAGAAAGGAACAAGAAAUGAGGCAAAAUGAGGAACAAAAUCAUCAAAUGACACUGCAGGCAGGACUGAGGACACUACAUGAAGCUGGGCCUGAACUAAAAAGAGCUAUAUCUGGAAAUCUAGAUGAUAUUACAACGGAAUGUGACGUGCCCAUGCACAGAAGAAAUCAUUCGCUGUUCGGUGGUGUAUGGUCUAGUAUAAGAAGACACGGUCCAAACAGAAACUUCAGAAGGAAAGAGGGGCCUGGAGAGGCUGUAGGAAACCACCUCAGUUCAAUGAUGCAAAAAGAAUAUGGAGUCAAUCCUUUGCCACUCACACCGAACCUAGCCAAUGGACAGCCAAAGGAACAAAUACCGCUGAGGCCUUUGAUAUUCAACGGAGAAUCUGAAAAGAUUUACCAAGUUUUAGAAAGAACCACAAAUGAUCUUAAGAACGCUAUGUACCAAGGUGGCGAUAGUUUCGGCCGGGACGUGGUAUCAUUGCCUGGAAGCCCUCGCGCUAACAGCACAUCAACUCCUGUCGUCGUAGGAUCAGCUGAAAGUCUCGUUACUAGGGUACUAACCGAGCAAGGUUUAGGAGAGUACUGUGAUCCAGAAUUCGUCAGAAACACAUCGCGAGAGAUGCAAGAAGCACUAGACAUGACGCAAGAGCAGAUGGAUAGAGCGGCGCACCAGCUGAUGAUCCAAGAGAGAAACAUAAAACAAGUGCAGAACCAACAGCCUCAAGUUGGCGACAUCUUAGCCCGCCAGUACCAUCCUUUUCACCAACCCGCGACGAUGCCCCCGCCGCCUUACAAGCGGUUAUAGCACCAGCCUCUGCGCACGCGCCUAGCGCAUACACCGCGCAAGAUGGCGGCGACAGCUCCGCUGCAAAUGGCGCCCAACACGGCGCGAAGCGACACACGCGCCACAGAAGAAAAAGAAAACGGAAACCCAUAUUGGUUUAGAAUAAAAUUAGGAAAGGUUUCUCAUUUCAUACCCUGAUAAGUUAAGAGACUAAACAGUAAAUGCUCAAAACACCUUUUGUAUAAAAAAAAUACUUCAACUUUUUGUUUUAGUUAAAAGU